AUGAACUUAUAAAAUUCCAAUUACAAAAUACUCUCAAUUCUAGGAGCUGGCUCUGGACAUUAAGUCUUGAAGGUCCAAAAUAUUUAGACUUCUCAAAUUUUAGCCUUAAAAAUAGAAAAAAAUUCUAACUUAGGCUAAUUAUAAGGAGAAAUAGAAAAAUUGAAAGACCUUGUUGGCAUCAAUGGUAUUCCUUAGUUAAUUGAUUAUGGAUAGACCUAAGAUUCUAAGUAAAUAUUAUCAUAAUUUUUAUAGAAGUUUUUUAAUCACUCCACUUUUACAAAGAAAUCUAUAGGAGAUCACAAAAGUACACCUGCUAUCGCUACAUCAAACUUUAGCGAUUGGUUUAAGUCUGAUUGAAAUUUUACAAUAAAUACAUAAAAAAGGCAUUCUACAUCUUGACAUUAAACCAGAAAAUAUAAUGAUAUCAUAACCUUUUAUCAACGUUUCAAGUGAUCAAAUUCUAAAACCUAAUUUCAUAUUUCUUAUAGAUUUCGGCCUAUCUUAAAGGAUAGGACUCAAACAAUACCCAAAGAAAGUUUUUGUUGGGUCUUUAAGAUAUGCUAGCAGACAAGCUCAUAAAGGAAAUCCACUUGGGUAUAAGGAUGAUUUAGAAUGUCUUCUAUAUGUUUUAGUUUAUCUCAGAAAUUGUAAAAUGUUAUGUACUAUUUUUUUAGAGAACUUACCUUGGUAAUCCUUAAAACAAUAACCAUCCCAAUAAAUGGAAAUAAAAAAAAUAGGAGAAAUGAAAGACGCCAUUUUUAAUACAUCAGUUCUAUCCUAGAAGUUUCCACCAUAAUUUUCAUUAUUCAAAUCAUAUAUUGAAACUUUAACACAAAAGACUAUGCCUGAUUAUGAGUACAUUAAAAACAUUUUCAAAUCGAUGCUUUCAGUAGGGGAUCAAUCUACAUCUGCUAAAUUAACUAAUUCAGCCUCUCUAAGCUAAUCAAUCAAGGGGACAAAAUAAAAUUAGAAUACUGAGUAGAUACUGAUGCUUCUGGAAAAUAUACAAAAUAAUGAUUCUAUUGAUAUAUCUGAUGAUCAAAUGGACACUGAGACUUCGAUUGUAUUAAUCUCAGACUUAAUCAGAUCUUAUCCUACCUCUUCUAUUAAAUCGAUAACUGAUAUUAAAUUUUGA
Molecule: messenger RNA, 1135 nt
Organism: Paramecium pentaurelia
Lineage: Eukaryota; Ciliophora; Oligohymenophorea; Peniculida; Parameciidae
Source: the annotation of a GenBank genome assembly